AUGGCUGGCGACUGUGCUGAGGUUCCCUACCAUCUGGACGUCUCUGGGAACCAAUAUACAGGUGAUGCUCUGAAGCAACUGCGACUUAGUGUAGAGAGAUUUGUGCCGCCAAAGACGGUCCCUCUGGUUGAGGAUCCAAACCUUGAUCCUUUCUACCUGGAGAGAGCAUUAGAAGCGCCGAAGCAGUGGGAUGCUUCUCUUGACGACGACUCAGAAGUUGAUCUGGAUGAUCUCGAGAAUGAAUAUUUCAUGUCUUACAUGACCGAGGAGACACAACCACCAUCGUUGACCCAGGAUUAUUCUAUUCAGUCCCACGCCGUUCAAUACCAGGAAUCACAAAGCACAAAGCCCGCUUGUCCAACGACACCUGAUUGGCAACGAACACAUCACCACAACCAAAGUUCCUGCAGCUCCAUCCAAACUGAUGCUACGGGGGUCACUCCUGACCUCACGCCAAGCAGUUCAUUCUCUUCGACCUAUUCUGACUCCGAUUACCCAGCUGCGAAAAAGACGACACACCAGCAAUUCUUGCAAAGUCGUCGCGCUCUGCGGGACAGAUCCCACAAUACAGCGCGAUUUUAUCUGCCCGCUGCAACUCCUGACAACCAGUCAAGAGCGUGCACGCGGCCGAAUACUCCCAUCGAGCGAUCCGCGACUGCCGCUCUCGCAGAAUAUCAUAACACGUCUUCUGAAACACUCACCAUGGUUCCAAAAGAGCCUGCAGCAGCUGCAGCAUCUUCCCUACGCUCCAAGCCGCUACCUAGCUUGCCACCUAUUUUGAAAAAUGCCGGACCUGUCCCUCCGGCUAAAAGGGGACAAAAUAGUGGAUCGAGAAGCCAGAUCGAUCCAUCGCUUAUCUCACCGCCGAGUCUGGUGAACCCUGUCACCAAGGAACCUCACAUGUCUCCAUUCAACCACGCUCUUUUUAUUCCUGCCCAUGACUGCCCCAGUCCGGUGCCACACCCCACGUCCUUCUCUCCACUCAUUGCACGACAGAGCACCAAUGCAUCGACCAAGGGGCGACCCUCGACUUCGACAUCAGUAGCUUACGGAGAACAGUCGGUUUGGGAAUCGGACUCGGAAACAGGGUCAAUUAGUGGCAAAUCACAAUCCCGGCGCGGACCCAUCGACACGCUUCGGAAGGUCCGAAGUCGAGUGCAGCUGCGUCGCAUUGCCAAAUCGGAUGCAAAGUUGCACGCGGACAUCAAUAAUAAUACGAACGGAACCACUAUUACGACUACGACUAAUAGCAUCGGUGGUACGGUGACGACCACCCGUACCACAACUACGACCCAUGCCACCCGUCAUGGGGCACUAUGGGCGCCAUCCCCGCCAGAUGCGGGCCAGCCCGAUCCCGCAACCCACCCGCACAAUCUAGCCCACCUUGACCACCGCGCGGCCGCUAGUGUCACCUCCAUCACCGACGAUUUGCUGCCACCACCUCCGCCCCUGAAGCAGACACUACGCUUGGUGGCUCCAUCCACCACGUCGCUGGCACGCCCACAAUCAUCGCGACACAGCAGUGAGAAGUUAUCCGGAGAUAUUGAUUCCUCGACAGCCGCUGCCAUUCAGGCACAAUCCCGUCGACGCCAGCGGUCUAACGCCACGGAUGAGUACCUACCAUUUCCCAAAGCUGAGGCAAUGCAUCACUAUUACUGUAACAGCCAUACCUUGCCAUCAUCGGAAACUGUAUCGUCCCACACCGCCAUAGAGCAGCCCACUGUCUUCAAGAGGAUAUGGGGAUCACUCCGAUCUUUGGACUGCCGCGGUCGUUGA
This is a messenger RNA of Talaromyces amestolkiae, 1776 nucleotides long. RefSeq lists its product as uncharacterized. Lineage: Eukaryota; Fungi; Ascomycota; Eurotiomycetes; Eurotiales; Trichocomaceae. The coding region runs from base 1 to 1776 and encodes 591 amino acids. The record is from RefSeq and is a predicted model, not a curated record. The transcript has a single exon.